Magallana angulata is the source of this 2186-nucleotide messenger RNA. RefSeq lists its product as uncharacterized. Bases 432 to 1550 code for a protein of 372 amino acids. The transcript has 7 exons. The record is from RefSeq and is a predicted model, not a curated record. Lineage: Eukaryota; Metazoa; Mollusca; Bivalvia; Ostreida; Ostreidae.
GUAAUAGAUAGAUUAUGCAAAGGGACUGUGUGUGAAUAUAUUAUAGAUAUGAAAGAUACGGAAAAGUCGUAAGAAUUAAUGAAGACGCAUCACAUAAUUUAUAAUAAGAUAUUAAUAUGUGCCCAGGAAUGCAUUAGUCGAUCGUCAAGCUAUUUUCACCACGGAAACAAUGUAGUGCUAAUUACUUCACGUGACGGUCCGACAAUUAGUACAAUAGGAAAUAGCCCAGGUCAGCGAUCUUCAACGUGGACGCCAGUUAGAGGUGUAAAAAUCAGUAUACCUGUCAGAGACGACCUGGAACGGUUGUAAAAGGACAGAGUUAUAUAUACACCGAGGACUAUACGAGGACAGACGACAGACAAUGAUAAGACGUGAGCAGACGACAUAUGAUAAAGAUUAAAAAGUGACAAGGAAAAGAAGUGAAAAUUUUAAUGGAGGGGCGUUGUGCUAUCUCGGAUCUAAGUGAUCCAAUCAGACCUCAAAAAGUGUCGGAGAUGUUCAACGAAUUGUACGACAACCAGUGGACGGAAGCCUUUGAAUGGCUGGUCUCUCAGGCCAAGACGGCAGACGAUCGGAGCGACCGAGUCGUCACAAAACAGCUGCUGGACAUUUUGAUGGAUUGUCACAAGUAUUGCAGUCGAGAAGCAGAAGCACAGAGGAAAAGCAUCAUGGCUGCCUUAACAUUCGACUCUGGAAAUCAGGUAGACCAAGCCACGAUGCUGGCACAAGACACAAGAAGAAAACUCAGUGAUUUUAUCAAAAGCGUGGCCCCAGAAUUAGUGUCAUUCCUAAAGCGUAAAUAUUCUUCAAAGGUGGUUAAUACGGCCUUCAGAAAUUACCAGGACCGAUGUCUCGAAUGUUGUUGGUAUGCUUGCAUCCAGACUCCUCCCCUCCAUCUUAGUACAGAUUUCACAUUGUUUGACGAUGAUUGUCACAGAGGGUAUCAGACUCCCGGAGAUUUGGUCGAUUAUGUCGUCUGGCCUGCAAUAUAUAUAGAACGUAACGGGGCUUUGUUGAGCAAAGCUGUCGUUGAAAGUUGCAAUGAAAAGAAAAGUGCUAAAGACGAAAAUGCAGUCACAGUAGAUAAAAUGUCGUUACCUAAGCAAGAGCUUAAUAAUAACACUUCUGCUGCUCCAUCUUUGUCAUCAGAGAAUGAUGUUGAAAGAAAACAUGUGGCUAGAAUUCAGAUUGGUUCCAACGGUUCCGGGACCGAACCCACAGUAACAAUAUCUAACAACGCUUCAAGCUCAAACUCAACAUACGGACGGCAAUUCAGUUUUACAGCAGAAGACUUGGAAAGUAAAAAGUCCGAGUUAAGAGAAACAAAGACUUUUGAAGCUAAACCUGAAAGCAGACAAGAAAAGAAAGAACUGGCAAACUUGCUUGAUAGAAGUCUAUCUAGCCAAGAACCGAUGUUACAAAGGACACCUUCUGCUGUCUUAGACGUUUCUGCCGAGGAACUAGAGGAUAGAAAAUCAACAUUGAAAGAAACCAAGACCCCGGAUACUAGGCAGCAACCAAAAGAAAUCGGCUCAUUCAACUUUGGUUAAUUAUGUUCUUUAGAUACUUUAUCUGUAGAGUGUUUAUGGUUCAAUAACAUCAUUGAUGUAAACUGCAUAUUGAACACAUACAUUAUUAUUAACGUGAUUGAACAUUGUACAUUGUGACAUACUGGAGCAAUUUCGAACAAAUGUACCGGAAGUCGUCAAAAGCUACAAACUUUAAGAUAAAACGAAUUUGAUGAACGAAAACUCUUAACUAUAUAUUGGUUUUUUAUACGCAACUCGAAUUGGAUAUUAAAGAAGAUGGGGGAAUAAGAUAGCGCAAAUGCCCAUUUAGUUUAGUCGUAAAAUACAAAUUUAAAUUCUAAUUUUCCCCCCAACUUAAUAUACUUGAUAAUGUUAUAAUACAAGUUUACAGAUUGGGAAGCACAAUUUAUAACUAUAUUUAGUUUUGAAUAUCUUUUAUUAUAAUAUAUAACAAACGAGAAGAAAAAAAUAAAUUCUAAAGUUUUGGUGGUAUCAAACCCACAACCAUAAAACCCGAGCCCUAUUAUGUUACCUUAUGUCUGUUGCUCUAACAACUGAGCCAUUUCAGUCACAACAAGCUAUAUACGACUUCAACUACGAAUGUAUGGACUUGUAUUAUUUUUCUAAAACGUUCAAUUGUUAGUAUGCAAUACGACA